Molecule: messenger RNA, 1560 nt
Organism: Phytomonas sp. EM1
Lineage: Eukaryota; Euglenozoa; Kinetoplastea; Trypanosomatida; Trypanosomatidae
Source: the annotation of a GenBank genome assembly
AUGAAAUCGAUCUUGUCAAACUUGUCAAGCCGUCUAAAAAUUAAAAGAAAGCCUGCCGUUGCUCCGUGCGAUUGUAGGGAUUAUUUCGAAGUGGUUGAAUCACCCCCAAAGGUUGAGGAGCUGAGGUCUUUUGUUCAAUCUUCUCGAUUCAAAGGGUAUGUGGACAAAAACGCUGUAGCUGAAGUGCAGCGCACGCAUGGCGUUCACAGCUUGGCGUUUGAUCUCCAAUACCGCUGUGGUGGCGAAGGGCGGUGCAUCUGCGCGGAUGCUCCAUCCUGCCGAUUUCCGAUAUGUUUCACGAUGCGCCCCAUUACGAAAGGCGCGGAGAUCCAAUCCGAGAGGUACGCUUUUGAAUCGAAGGAAACGACGAAUCCAGCGAUACGUGCCUUGGUGGAAAUCGCACGACAGGAGCAACUCGAAAAAGCGGCGGAGGGGAUUAAGCGUUUCGUUGAUACUCAGAUAAAGCAAGCCGCUGGUGGAAGGACGUUGAGCACCGCACUGAGUAUCGAAAGCGAUUUAUCCGAAGGCUUCAUCCCUGGCGCUUCCAGAACAGGCUCGGGGAGUUCUCAUUCGGGGGUGAACCCGCUUAGUGAAAGCGAAGAACUCCGAGAGGAGGUUGUUUCUUUAUAUCUGUGGAGGGCCGCUCUGCUGGUGAACCUGCGCUGUGAUGAUGCCGCCGUUAGCUCCCUACUGAACAUGGCGUGUGGGUUGGAUCAAAAGCACCGAACGCGUUUGUACGAAACGGCGGCAAAGUGGGCGGUUCUCAAUGAUAUGGAGAUUAUUUACUAUCGCGCGCUCCUGGGUCAGUAUAAACCUUUUCCGCAAGCUGAAUUCUUUGCCCGGGAACGUCCCCUUUUGCUUCACCGGGUAUUUGAGUGUUUAUUGAAUGACGAUUACCACACCCAGCAAUGCGCGAAUGUGGUGCUCUUAAAAGAAGUUAUCGCCGCCGUUUCUCGUGCGCAGGCCACGCAAGUCCACGGAGAUCCGACGGAGGAUCCGAUGAAAACCCUCUGCCUCCCAUUCGCGAUGGCGUACUACCGUUUUCGAGUGGGUGAGGCGUUUUGGAAGCACUUUUUCAAUUUACUUUGCAUGCCUCCCCUUCCCGCACCGGAACCGGAACCGGGGCCUGGGGAAUCGGGAACGCAUUCCACCCAUCCAAUGCUGGAGAUUGGACGUACCCCAGGCUACAUCCUGGAUGCCGUUGGGCGGAGCAUGUUGCUGCAUCAUUUAAUCGUGUUCGCGGAUACGCGGGAGCGGGAGAUUGAUACGGGCGCCGUCGCCACGCGCGUGAAACGGCUGAAAGCCCGCGGCGAGGAGGUGCACCCUUCUAGCUACGAUCACGUGCUGAACAACAAAGAGAUGCGGGUUGCCGUCGCGCGGAUGCGGGAGCUGCUCGUUGUGGCGAAUUUGCUACGCGGGGAUUCGAAGGAGCGGAUCGGCGAUGGCGACGUGGCGGGAAAGUCGGAAUCGUUGGACGUCAACGAAGCGGAACGCACGCGGCUCGCGUCGUCUGCUGUUGGCGUCGACUCGCCGGGAGCUACGGGUGGAUCGCUGAAGUAG